Molecule: messenger RNA, 1476 nt
Organism: Nomascus leucogenys (northern white-cheeked gibbon)
Lineage: Eukaryota; Metazoa; Chordata; Mammalia; Primates; Hylobatidae
Gene: TTC1
Product: tetratricopeptide repeat domain 1
Molecular function (GO): protein binding
Source: RefSeq, a predicted model, not a curated record
GCUAUUAGUCGUCAUCGACGGAAGUGCACCUGACUGAGCGGAAGCAGGAGCUCUCAGAGGCUAAGAAGGUGGAGACCGGAGAAGCUGUGAGGUUCUUUAGCGUCACCUCCCUCACUGGGCAGCAUGGGGGAGAAGUCAGAGAACGGUAGGGUUCCAGAGGAUCUGUUAAAUGGUUUGAAGGUUACAGAUACUCAGGAAGCCGAGUGUGCUGGCCCUCCAGUUCCUGAUCCCAAAAAUCAGCAUUCCCAGAGUAAGCUGCUCAGGGAUGAUGAGGCCCAUCUCCAGGAGGACCAGGGAGAAGAGGAGUGUUUUCAUGACUGCAGUGCCUCAUUUGAAGAGGAGCCAGGAGCGGAUAAGGUUGAGAACAAAUCUAAUGAAGAUGUGAAUUCCUCUGAACUAGAUGAAGAAUACCUAGUAGAACUGGAAAAAAACAUGUCAGAUGAAGAGAAACAGAAAAGAAGAGAAGAGAGCACUAGACUAAAGGAGGAGGGAAAUGAACAGUUUAAGAAAGGAGAUUAUAUAGAAGCUGAAAGUUCUUAUAGUCGAGCCCUUGAAAUGUGCCCAUCCUGCUUCCAAAAAGAGAGGUCGAUUCUAUUUUCAAAUAGAGCUGCAGCAAGGAUGAAACAGGACAAGAAAGAAAUGGCCAUCAAUGACUGCAGCAAAGCAAUUCAGUUGAACCCCAGCUAUAUCAGGGCAAUAUUGAGGAGAGCAGAGUUGUAUGAGAAGACGGACAAGCUAGAUGAAGCCCUGGAAGACUAUAAAUCUAUAUUAGAAAAAGAUCCAUCAAUACAUCAAGCAAGAGAAGCUUGUAUGAGAUUACCUAAGCAAAUUGAAGAACGUAAUGAAAGACUAAAAGAAGAGAUGUUAGGUAAAUUAAAAGAUCUUGGGAACUUGGUUCUCCGACCUUUUGGGCUCUCUACGGAAAAUUUCCAGAUCAAACAGGAUUCCUCUACUGGCUCGUACUCCAUCAAUUUUGUUCAAAAUCCAAAUAAUAACAGAUAACAAAGAUAACAAUAGCUUUACAAGCUGACUUGGAAUUGUGUGCUGCUUGCUGUUAGCUAGGGGAAAGGCCCUGCCAAUGUUUAACUUUUAAAAGCAUCUUAUCUAAAAGAAAGGCUAUCCAGUAGAGCCCAGUGCUCCCUUUUCCCUCUUUUAUGAUCAGGGUGAAAUGUACUUCCUGAUGUAACGAACCUAAUUUAAUUUCCAUUUUAAGGUGGUGUCUGUGCAGCUGGUGUCCCCAGUUCUGGCUGUCCUAUGUCCAGGAAGAAGCCCAUUUGUCAAGGCUGAACUUCCUGAUCAUACACACAGCCCAGCAAAAGCCUCUCCUGAACCAAACAGACCUGUUGGUUGGGAGACUGCCCAGACAUGACUGAUGAUGGGUUCCCACCUGCCUGUCCCCACCCUGAUCACACAGCUAACGAGGCUGCCUUCAGCAUUUCCUGAUUUCCUCUGUGGUAAUAAAAGCUUUCUGUGCUU